Messenger RNA from Ochotona curzoniae (black-lipped pika), 3650 nucleotides. It is a transcript of the gene SACK1H, whose product is annotated as family with sequence similarity 83 member H. Gene Ontology annotation, cellular component: keratin filament. Gene Ontology annotation, molecular function: keratin filament binding. The transcript has 6 exons. Gene Ontology annotation, biological process: positive regulation of cell migration; intermediate filament cytoskeleton organization; protein localization to cytoskeleton. The record is from RefSeq and is a predicted model, not a curated record. Lineage: Eukaryota; Metazoa; Chordata; Mammalia; Lagomorpha; Ochotonidae. Bases 104 to 3607 code for a protein of 1167 amino acids.
GUGGCUGCCGGACCGACCGGACCGCGAGGCCGCUGGGCGGCGGUCGGCUGCUGCUGCCCCUGCGCCGAGACCCCGCACACCUGGCCAGGUCCCUGGCCCUAACAUGGCGCGUCGCUCCCAGAGUUCCUCCCAGGGGGACAACCCACUGGCCCCGGGGUACCUGCCGCCACACUACAAGGAAUACUACCGCCUGGCAGUGGACGCGCUGGCCGAGGGCGGGCCGGAAGCCUACCACCGCUUCUUGGCUGCGGAGGGGGCCCCCGACUUCCUAUGCCCCGAAGAGCUGGACCAUGUGACUCGCCACCUGCGCCCCCCACAGCACUUGGCCCGAGACGCCCCUGAGGGCAGCGCUCCCGACAUGGACGGCUCCUCGGGCACUUACUGGCCCGUGAACUCAGACCAGGCCGUGCCCGAGCUGGACCUGGGCUGGCCCCUGACCUUCGGCUACCAGGGCACUGAGGUGACCACGCUAGUGCAGCCGCCACCGCCGGACAGUCCCAGCAUCAAGGACGAGGCCCGCAGGAUGAUCCGCUCGGCUCAGCAGGUGGUGGCCGUGGUCAUGGACAUGUUCACCGACGUGGACCUGCUGAGCGAGGUGCUGGAGGCGGCAGCGCGCCGCGUGCCCGUCUACAUCCUGCUGGACCAGAUGAACGCACAGCACUUUCUGGACAUGGCGGAGAAGUGUCGCGUGAACCUGCACCACGUGGACUUCCUGCGUGUGCGCACCGUGGCCGGCCCCACCUACUACUGCCGCACUGGGAAGUCCUUCCAGGGACACGUGAAGGAGAAGUUCCUGCUGGUGGACUGCGCCGUGGUCAUGAGCGGCAGCUACAGCUUCAUGUGGUCCUUCGAGAAGCUGCACCGCAGCCUGGCACACGUGUUCCAGGGCGAGCUAGUGUCCAGCUUCGACGAGGAGUUCCGUAUCCUCUUUGCGCAGUCGGAGCCACUGGUGCCGUCGGCCGGGGCGCUGGCCCGAAUGGACGCCUACGCCCUGGCCCCCUAUGCCGGGGCUGGGCCUCUGGUGGGCGUCCCCGGGCUCGGAGCCCCCACCCCCUUCUCCUUCCCUAAGCGCGCGCACCUCCUGUUCCCGCCGCCCCGCGACGAGGGCCUGGGCUUCCCCUCCUUCCUGGACCCCGACCGGCACUUUCUGUCGCCGUUCCGGCGGGAGGAGCCCAGGAUGCCCGGGGGAGCCCUGGAGCCACACGCGGGGCUGCGGCCUGGCGCCGAGCUGGGCGGCCCGCGGGGCUUCUUCCAGGCGCGGCAGCUGGAGAUGGACGCCUUCAAGCGGCACAGCUUCGCCGACGGUGCGGCCCUGGAGAGCUUCGCGGCGGCGCGGCAGGUGUCGCGGCAGACCUACCUGAGCCAUGGAGACGACUUCCGCUUCCAGACCAGCCACUUCCAGCGGGACCAGCUCUACCAGCAGCACUACCAGUGGGACCCGCAGCUGGCGCCCACGCGCCCGCAGGGCCUCUUCGAGAAGCUUCGCUCCGGCCGCCCAGGCUUCGCCGACCACGAGGACCCGGCGCUGGGCGCGGGACCGCGCUUCCCGGAGCUCGGCCUGGACACGCACCAGCGGCUGGAGUACGUGCCGUCCAGCGCCUCCCGGGAAGUCCGCCAUGGCUCUGACCCGGCCUUGGGGCAGGGCCCGCGUGCCCUGGACCCCGGCGGGGCCGCGCGCCCCAAUCUGAGCCAGCGGUUCCAGUGCCAGGCCGCAGCCAAGCAGGGCCCGGAGACCCCCGCCGCCGAGGCGGACCCGGAGCACAGGGCCGGGCCCGAGGGGCGCGCUGGCCUGCGGCGCUGGCGUCUGGCUUCGUACCUCAGUGGCUGCCACAGCGACGGCGCCGGGGAGGAGGGCCUCCCCGCGCCCAUGGACGUGGACGACUACGACGAGGACGUGCUGGCGCCCGGCGCCCGGGACGCGCCCCCGCCCUCUUUCCGCUUGCCCGCAGCCUUGGUGCCCAAGGGGCUGGCGCCCGGCGGUGGCAGCGCCGCUGGCGAGCAGGCGGAGCGCGAGGGCCCCGAAGAGGCGCUGGCCAAGCAGGACUCCUUCCGCUCGCGCCUGAACCCGCUCAUCCAGCGCAGCUCCAGGCUGCGCUCCUCGCUCAUCUUCGCCGCGCAGGCCGAGGGCGCCGGCGGGGCCACCGAGAAGGUGCAGGUGCUGCACAAGGAGCAGACGGUCAGCGAGAGCCUGGGGCCCGGCGGCGAGGCCGUGCGCUCGGCUGCCUCGGCCAAAGUGGCCGAGCUGCUGGAGAAGUACAAGGGCCCUGCCCGUGAGGUGGGCGGGGCAGGGGCCACUGUCGCCAUCUCCAGCCACAGCAAGGCGGUGGUGUCGCAGGCGUGGCGGGAAGAGGCGACGGGCGCGGGGGGCGCGGGGGGCGAGCGGCGCAGCCUGGAGAGCUGCUUGCUCGACCUGCGCGACUCUUUUGCGCAGCGGCUGCACCAGGAGGCGGAGCGGCAGCCGGGUGCUGCGGCGGCCACGGCCACGCAGCUGCUGGACACGCUGGGUCGCGGGGGCGCCGACCGCCUCUCCUUCCGCUUCCUGCCUGCCCAGGGCCGUUCUACCUCCCCGCCGCUGGAGGGGCCCACACGGCUGCAGCAGCUACCCCCCACGGAGCCCAAAGUCAGCCCCACAGUGGCCUACCCCGAGCGGAAGGGCAGCCCCACCCGGAGAGGCAGCCCGACCGCCGGGCUCAAUGAGCCCAAGGCGAGUCCCACCUCCCCCUGUCCGGAGCGCCGGGGCAGCCCCGUGCCACCGGUGCCCGAGCGCCGGGGCAGCCCCGUGCCGCCGGUGCCCGAGCGCCGGGGCAGCCCCGUGCCGCCGGUGCCCGAGCGCCGGGGCAGCCUCACCUUCACCUUCCCCGGGGAGACCCUGAAGCCCGGGCCCCCGGAGGAGGCAGCAGGUAGCCCCGUCGAAGCUCCGCACAAGGGUUCCCUGCGCUUCAGGCAGCUGCUGAGCUCGAAGGGCGGUGACCCGCGCCGCGCAGAGGACGAGACCAGGGGCUUCCCCAUGCCGCAGGAGAACGGGCAGCCUGAGAGCCCCCGGCGGCCCUCGCUGGGCAGGGGAGACAGCACCGAGGCCACAGCCAGCGAGGAGAAGGGCUCGCGCACACGCAUGGCUUCGGCCUCAGCCACGGCCAACGCCUUGUAUAGCAGCAACCUGCGUGAUGACACCAAGGCCAUCCUGGAGCAGAUCAGCGCCCACGGGCAGAAGCACCGCACACCUGCCCCACCGGGCCCUGGCGUGUCCCACAGCAGCCCUGAGCUCAGCCGGCCAACCGCCACGGUCGCGGUCGCCACCGCCAGUGGCCUGGCCCCAGACAUGUCCGACAAGGACAAAUGCUCGGCCAUCUUCCGCUCAGACAGCCUGGGGACGCAGGGCCGGCUGAGCCGCACGCUGCCCGCCAGCGCCGAGGAGCGCGACCGCCUGCUGCGCCGCAUGGAGAGCAUGCGCAAGGAGAAGCGCGUCUACAGCCGCUUCGAGGUGUUCUGCAGGAAGGAGGAGGCGGGUGGCCCGGCGGCCGGGGACGGCCCUGCGGACGACGCCAGGGACAGCAAGGUGGGCAAGUUCAUGCCCAAGAUCCUGGGCACGCUGAAAGGCAAGAAGUGACCACACCUCCCUCCCUGACCAGGGCGCCACCUGCCAGGCCUCC